GAGCCCAUCAUCCAUCAUCCACCCCAUCCCGUCCCAUCCCAUCCCAUCCCACUAGUAACUCAGAGAGCUACAAAGUUCUACCUAUCUGGUACCUAAACUCCACAAAAUAUCCAGAAUUGUCCACUUCGUGCGUCGCACAUUACAUCAAUUGAGGAGAGACUACAGAUCUGUCAGGGUGCAUACAGUCCGUUUCUCAAGAUUGUUUCGUGAACUGCAUAUCGCUUUGCGUUUUCUUCCCCGGCUUCCUAUUGCUGCACUGCUGCACUACUGCAUUCCCGCUAUUACAAAUUGGACCUAGGCGAGGCGGCUAUGAAUUAAUAGGGAUAGAAAAAGAAAACCCCUCACUUAAACAUUAGUCAACUUCUACCGUACCACAUUCGACAUGGCUUUCAGAGGAUACCCCCAAUUUAUUUUAUUGGGCGAUUCCAUCGUUCAAUUCUCAAGUAAUCUGCGGGAUGGGUUUUCCUUUACUGCGGGUCUUGAAGAACAUUGUUCUAGGCGGCUCCAGAUAAUAAACCAUGGGUUGAGCGGGUAUAAUACCGAUAAUGCUCUUGAGAUUCAUCGGGACCUCGUCCCAGAUCCAACCAUUGCAAAGGUUCCCUAUCUGCUCGUCCUGUUCGGUGCGAAUGAUGCAUGCCUACCGGAUGGUCCCACGGGUCAACAUGUUCCAUUGGAAAAUUACAAGAAAAACAUUGAGAUCCUUCUCAAGAAUUGGAGUUCCAUAGCACAGCGCCCCACGAUUUUACUAGUUACACCACCGCCUAUCAACGAAGUUCAGCUUGAGGAACAAGAUCUCCAGAAGGGGUAUUCUUCUCUCACGCGGUCACAGGACCACACAGCCAAAUAUGCAGCUGCAGUUAGAGAAAUCGCCGAUGAAUGGAAAGAUCAAAAUGUGGUAUUGGUCGAUCUAUGGAAGGCUAUUUUGGUUAAAGCAGUACAGAUGAGUCCAGAUAAUACUGGCAACCUAGAAACGAUUGGCACCAAACGUGCUGAGGAUGAUAAAGCUAUGAGGGCACUCCUCACCGAUGGUCUUCAUCUUUCCAGUGACGGAUAUAGAGUGUUCUUGAACGAAGUUAUACCAUUGGUUGGAAAAGAGUGGAAAGAAGAGCCCUUGGAUAGCCCCAGCUGGGUAUUUCCACACUGGACAGUAGCUCCUAAAUUCAGUCAUUAAACGGAUUGCAUGCAUGAUGCAUAGAAAGGUGUGUAGGUGGUCUUUUCUACGAUAAAAUAUACAUGCAGGGAAAACUUCCAGAUUUCUUAGAUCUGAUAGAGACAGCUCACCUAUUUAUUAAGUAUUGAUUGAUUGCCGGAUGAUUCGUUUCACGGGAAAGUACUCCAGUAUUCAAAAAAUCACAGUAACAACGAAAGUAGCUUAGCAUACCUAGUAGUCAAAAGAAUUGCAGAAGCUUCAACUACGAAAUCGGCAUAGAACCAGUACCCGGGAUGAUUGUUAGCUACCUACUAGAUGAUUGUCGAAAUUUAAUUUUUGAA
Messenger RNA from Botrytis sinoallii, 1491 nucleotides. RefSeq lists its product as uncharacterized. Lineage: Eukaryota; Fungi; Ascomycota; Leotiomycetes; Helotiales; Sclerotiniaceae. Bases 383 to 1171 code for a protein of 262 amino acids. The transcript has 5 exons. The record is from RefSeq and is a predicted model, not a curated record.